Messenger RNA from Thelazia callipaeda (thelaziosis nematode), 1653 nucleotides. NCBI's taxonomy places the organism in Eukaryota, Metazoa, Nematoda, Chromadorea, Rhabditida, Thelaziidae. The record is from the annotation of a GenBank genome assembly.
AUGAAUUGCUGUGAUUUACUAAAUUUUGUAGCUUCGGCAUCAUCAUCUCCUCAAGGUGUCACAUCUGGAAGUACGAUGACAGCAUCGGAGACAGCGAAUUUACAAGAUGUAGUAUUAAAAAAUCGCCGUAAUGGUGGAAUUACGAUGCCAUCUGGCAACAGUAUCAAUAUGGAAGAUGAUAAUAAACAAAAACGUUUUCGUCAGCAAAAUAACAAAAAAAGUGGAUGUGUGCGUCCUUUGAACACCUCCAAUACUUCUCAAAAUAACGAUAAUUUGGUUUCAAACGAUAAAGCGCCGUCUUCGCCGGAACAGAAACAACAAGAAACCGUUAUUUUGGAUGAGAAAAUGAUGAAAACUGUAUGCGAUUUCAAGGAAGCUUACUGGUAUUAUGAUCCUAAAACGGAUGGCUUUUAUUAUGAUUCGAAAGGUUCUCGCGGUUGGCGUCGACGUAAUCCUGCUUGCUUGAGGAAACUAAUGCUAGAUAAAGUAAUAAGUUUUUGGCCUUCAAAUGAUGGAGUAAAAUAUCUUUCAACCGAUGCAAAUGUUGUUCCGCAUGUUGGAGCUGAUACAUGUAGUUAUCUUUACAACAAUAACAGUUAUUUCUCUCACCAUAUACAAUAUUAUGACCCUGAAACUGAUGGUUUCUAUUUUGAAAUGCCGUCAAUUGAUGGUUGGAAGAAGCGACAACCUCAAACUGUCGCCAGUACCACGAUGUCAUCAGCAGUACCUACACCAGCAUCUACAACAUCGCUAUCUCACAGUAGCAAUAGCGGAACGAAAAUGACAGAUACAAAUACUUUAUCUACUUUAUCAUCUGUCGCAAAGGAAGCUGAUACAGUUCGAACAUCAUAUGGUGCUGUUCUUGCUCGUGGACAAUUACCACCUUGUACUAUCACAGCUAGUACCACUGUCACCAGUGGAGCCAGUGCACAUGCAGCACCAGGAGAAACUUUUUCACAAGCGGAAUCAUUUUCAAACCGCUCGUCAAAUGAUAGUUUUUGUCCUCAGUCAUCACUGAUGUUUGACAAGGCAGUGGCGGCAGGAUGGGAUAAGGAGACGAAGAAUAAACAGAUAAGUUUAUCAUAUGUAGACAUUGUAGCUUCACCUGUCGAUACGGCCGGCAGCAACACUGCUACCAACGAUGACAUCGAGAACAACCCACCGACGCACCUCAUCACUAGUACUGAUUACAAGCGACCGGAAACAUUAGAAUUGCAUACUUUUGCGGAAGUUAAUGACGCAGUUAAUGAUGUGAAGAAUAAGCAAGAUGUGCGACGAUCAGAACUUACCAAUUUCAAUGCAGACAAAUUCAUCGCUGAUCUUCCUGUCAUCAGCACAGAACGAAUAUUGCGAGAUUUGGCAGCACUUAAAACACCAUGUUCAGUGACUUCAAUGUACUCCAUAGAUUCACCUCUUUCACCCUCUUUUGUUAAAGGAAUUAAUUCGCCUUUAGCGAAAACUAGUGCGGAUUACGACUCUUAUAACGAUGCUAUCUAUGAUGUGGAAUGGAUGCUGAGUCAGAUCUUAAGCCGUGCUGAUGAGAGGGAUUGGGCUCCAGAGAAGGCUGCUAGUGGAAAGUCAAAGUUAAACUUUUGGCGAAAUUCAGAUGAUUUGGUUGCUGGAGUUCCUAGGGUUUCUUGCGACAAUAUAUAG